AAUGUGCUGUAGGGGUUUACUCAGGCUCUAUAAUCAUGUCUGACUGCUCUCUACUAGGCAGAAGGUGAAGAAGAUUGUCACUCUGAUUUGGUAAGAACCGAUGACAAUGAAAGACCCGGUGAAGCAAAUCUUCAGGCAGAGCUCCAGAUGUUCAGAGCUCAGUGGAUGUUUGAGCUUGCCCCAGGUAUGAGUUCUAGUGGGUUGGAACCUCUGCCAUGCAGAGCAUCUUCAAAAGGACCUGGAGUAAAGUCUGUAGAUGCCAGAAGGAAACAGGAGAUAGCAAAAGAGGAAAAGGCAAAAGAACUUUUCCUGAAGGCAGUGGAAGAAGAACGAAAUGGGGCCCUUUACGAAGCCAUCAAGUUUUAUCGUCUAGCAAUGCAGCUUGUACCUGACAUAGAGUUUAAGAUCACUUAUACACGGUCCCCAGAUGGUGAUGGAGUUGGGAACAGGUGUGUCGAGGAUAACAAAGAGGAUGACAAGAUGGCUGAUCUCCUGUCUGAUUUCCAGCAGCAGUUGACUCUUCAGGAAUCUUCAGUCAAACUUUGUCAACCUGAGGUUGAUGUCAGCCAGACCCAUAUCUCAGCGUUGCCUAUGGAAGUACUAAUGUAUAUUUUCCGAUGGGUGGUUUCGAGUGACUUGGACUUAAGAUCAUUAGAGCAAUUAUCUCUUGUUUGUCGAGGAUUUUACAUUUGCGCCAGAGAUCCUGAAAUCUGGCAUCAAGUCUGUUUGAAAAUAUGGGGUAGGAGCUGCAAUAAGCUUGUUCCAUAUGCCUCUUGGAGGGAAAUGUUUCUGGAGAGGCCUCGUGUUCGCUUUGAUGGUGUCUAUAUCAGCAAGACAAAAUACAUACGUCAAGGAGAACAAUCUCUUGAUGGUUUCUAUAGAGCGUGGCACCAAGUGGAAUAUUACAGGUAUUUGAGAUUCUUUCCAGAUGGCCAAGUUAUGAUGCUAACAACUCCUGAAGAUCCUCAAUCUAUAGUUCCUCGCUUACGGACUAAAAAUACAAGAACGGAUGCAAUCUUGCUUGGCCAUUACCGCCUUUCCCAGGAAACAGACAAUCAAACCAAAGUAUUUGCUGUAAUAAUGAAGAAAAAGGAAGAGAAACCAAUUGACUGCCCCAAAUGCAGGUAUUUCCGACGUGUUCCUGCACAAGAGACAGAUUACAGCUUUCAUGUAGGACUACAGUUGUGCUCCAGUGGGCGCCAGAGGUUCAACAAACUUGUCUGGAUACAUCAUUCUUGUCACAUAACCUACAAAUCCACUGGUGAGACAGCUGUUACGACUUUCGACAUUGACAAAGUGUACACCCCUUUGUUCUUUGCACGAGUGAAGAGUUUUACUGCAUUUUCAGAAAAGCCGCUCUAAGAAACACCUUUUCCCCUCACAGCUCUUGCAUGAAUAAAAGAUUUUAUAAAUCAGUCUGCUUAAAAUUUGGAUUUUCAUCUGCCUGGACACUGGUUUGUCCAAAAGAAAUCAUUAUAGGAAAAUCUCACUGUCCAUGGGGCAGUGUGCGUGGUCUCUGGUGAGGGCUUGAAAUGUGAAUAGGAGAAAGUUGUCUUAUAUCUGUUAAACUGUGUGAUUUAAAAGAACUUCAAAUAAAUGUUUUCUU
Molecule: messenger RNA, 1606 nt
Organism: Nestor notabilis (Kea)
Lineage: Eukaryota; Metazoa; Chordata; Aves; Psittaciformes; Psittacidae
Gene: FBXO9
Product: F-box protein 9
Exons: 13
Coding region: 148-1362 (404 amino acids)
Biological process (GO): SCF-dependent proteasomal ubiquitin-dependent protein catabolic process
Cellular component (GO): SCF ubiquitin ligase complex
Molecular function (GO): protein binding
Source: RefSeq, a predicted model, not a curated record